Messenger RNA from Harmonia axyridis, 1496 nucleotides. RefSeq names its product beta-centractin (gene Arp1). The transcript has a single exon. NCBI's taxonomy places the organism in Eukaryota, Metazoa, Arthropoda, Insecta, Coleoptera, Coccinellidae. Bases 162 to 1292 code for a protein of 376 amino acids. The record is from RefSeq and is a predicted model, not a curated record.
AAACAGUGACCUGAGUGACAGCAAGUCCAGGCCCUGGGUGGAUGAUUAGAUGGUUGUUUUACCCUGAUUAAAAUUAAUCUAUACUUAUCAAAUAUUUAAAGCCUUUUCGAAGUUUAUGGAGCAGAUAGAACUAAAUUAAAAAAAAAAAAUUUGAAUAAAAAAUGGAAACUUAUGAUGUCAUAGUCAAUCAACCGGUAGUAAUAGAUAAUGGAUCUGGUGUUAUUAAAGCUGGAUUUGCAGGUGAUCAAAUUCCUAAAUGCAGGUUUCCAAAUUACGUAGGACGCCCUAAACAUGUCAGAGUAAUGGCAGGAGCUCUAGAAGGAGAUAUUUUCAUUGGACCGAAAGCUGAAGAACAUAGGGGUUUACUUUCUAUUAAAUAUCCAAUGGAACAUGGACAUGUUACAGACUGGAAUGAUAUGGAAAAAAUUUGGACUUAUAUUUAUUCAAAAGAUCAACUAUCGACUUUUUCUGAAGAACAUCCAGUGCUCCUAACUGAGGCACCUUUGAAUCCCAGACCAAAUAGAGAGAAAGCUGCAGAGUUGCUCUUUGAAUCAUUCAAUGUGCCAGCACUUUACAUCUCUAUGCAAGCUGUGUUGAGUUUAUAUUCUACAGGUAGAACCACCGGUGUAGUUUUAGAUUCAGGAGAUGGUGUUACACAUGCAGUACCAAUUUAUGAAGGAUUUGCAAUGCCACAUAGUAUAAUGAGGGUAGACAUAGCUGGGAGAGAUGUAUCUAGAUAUUUAAAACUUUUACUCUGUAAAGAAGGCAUAAAUCUUCGAACAUCUGCUGAAUUUGAAACGGUUCGCACAAUCAAAGAAAAAGUAUGUUAUUUAGCAGCUAACCCUGUAAAAGAAGAAUCUGUAGAAGUUGAUAACAUGCAGUAUACACUUCCAGAUGGAAACAUAGUAAAAAUAGGACCAGCCAGAUUCAGGGCACCUGAACUCUUAUUUAGACCAGAUCUUAUAGGUGAAGAAUGUGAAGGUUUGCAUGAAGUCCUUGUUUAUUCCAUUCAAAAGUCUGAUUUGGAUUUGAGAAAAAUUUUAUUCAAAAAUAUUGUGUUAUCUGGCGGUUCCACAUUAUUUAAAGGUUUUGGGGAUAGACUUCUAGCCGAAAUUAAAAAACUUGCUCCUAAAGAUGUUCAGAUCAAAAUUUCUGCUCCUCAAGAAAGAUUAUAUUCCACUUGGAUAGGCGGCUCUAUUUUAGCAUCUCUUGACACAUUCAAGAAAAUGUGGGUAUCAAAGAGGGAAUUUGAUGAAGAAGGACAACGAGCUGUCCAUCGAAAAAUGUUCUAAGUAUAAAACAAAUCUUUAUUAUAAUUAGGUAGCAAUUUACUUUUAUUAUAAGUGAUAAACUAUAUUUGCUAAUAACAGGCUUAAAGCAAUUUAUUCCACUCAUUUUUAUACAUAUUGUGUAAUAAAUAAGCUGUUUUCAUUCAAAAUUCUGUUUUUUUAAUUUAUUUUAUUGUAUAAUGUCCAUUAAAACGUACUAAAUGCUUA